Messenger RNA from Paramecium pentaurelia, 1613 nucleotides. Lineage: Eukaryota; Ciliophora; Oligohymenophorea; Peniculida; Parameciidae. The record is from the annotation of a GenBank genome assembly.
AAUGAAUAAUUCAGAUAAGAUCUCAUGGUAUCCUGGACAUAUGAAAAGAGCUAUGGAACAUUUAGAAAAGAGAAUAUAAGAUGUAUAAUUAUUUUUAGAAUUGAGAGAUGCUCGGGUACCUUUUUCAUCAAAAAAUUAUCAUUUUGAUAAUUUAAUGUAAGCUCAUAAUAAAGAGAAGAUUAUCAUAUUUAAUAAAUUUGAUUUAUGCAAUUAAGAUAUUACUAAUAAAAUAAUAGAGAAAUAUAAAAGAGUGGGAAUUUAAUGUAUAGCUACAUCUGCAAGGGAGAGAUUGAAUUUAAGAGAAUUGAUUAUGAUGACUAAUACAUAUAAAUCAGCUAAAUUUGCAACUGUAGGUAUGUGGUUAAUGAUUUGUGGAAUGCCUAAUGUUGGAAAAUCUACAAUAAUUAAUUAAUUAAGAUAAACAACUCCAAAAUUAAAUAAAAGAAAAGCUAUAGCAAAAUCUACAGCAAGCCCUUGUACUACUAAAAAUGUAGCAGGAAUUAAAAUAUGUGAUGAACCUUUAGCAUAUUUGGUUGAUUCUCCUGGUGUAAUGAUCCCAAAUAUUACAGAAGAAGAACAAGGUCUUAAAUUAGGAGUAAAACAUAACAAAUAAUCUUUGAAUAGUUGGUUGGAUGUAUUAAAGAUAAAGUUGUUACCAAAGAAAGAAUGUUAGACUAUUUAGUAAGAGAGAUGAAUUAAUAAUAGAUGGAAAAGUAUUAUAAAAUUUAUGGUCUAAAUGAAAGACCUAAAACAGGUGGUUAAUAUAUGUUGGCUGUAAGAGAAAGAUAUAAUCAUUAUAAUUAUGAGACUACAAUUGAUUUUAUAUUAAAUGGAUUCAGGAUAGGCAAAUUAGGAAAUAUUACUUUAGACAGUGUAGAAUUAUUAAAUUGAGUAUUCUAGAACAUUUAUUAAAGGAAAUAAAUCCUAAAAUUAAAUGCAUAUAAAUAAAUUUAUUCCAAAUGUCCUUCUAUCCAGGAUUCUACCCAUCAUACACAUAACCACUUGCAGCAUCCUUUGCAGCACCUCUUGCUUAUCCUUAAGCAUCAAUUGUUAGACCAGUUGCAACAACUCCAAUUUAUACAUCUCCAGCCCCUAUUUAUACAGCUCCUGCUCCAGUUGUCACUUAAUCAGUUGUCUAACCAGUAGUUUAAUCUGUUGUGCAACCAGUUGUUGCUGCUCAACCAACAAUCAAGGGAGAAUCCAGAGUUGAAUAUAGAGAGUAUUAAAGACCAGUUGUUGAGUAUGAGACUGAGACUAUUGAGGUUAAAAAGCCUGUGACAAAAUAUGUUACAGAUUAUUACCCAGUAGAAUAUUAAACAGAUUAUAUUCCAAGAACAGUCUAUGAAACAUAAACAGAAUAUGUACCUGUAUAAAAAACAGUUCCAAGAGUUGAAUAUGAAGCAGUGGAGAGAUAAGUUUAAAGAGUUGUAAGAAGUAUUAGUGAAAUGUUUAGCCUGCUGCCCCUGUUCAAUAUGCUCCUGCUCCUUUAAGUUAUUCAGUUGUACAACCAGUUCAAUAAGUUGUCACCUAACCUGUAGCAUCAUAUACCACUCCUUUAACUUAUUCUACAGUAAGACCAGCAUAUUAUGGAGGAUACCCAUAUUAUUAUUGAU